Zingiber officinale is the source of this 2166-nucleotide messenger RNA. Its product is annotated as putative disease resistance RPP13-like protein 3. Gene Ontology annotation, biological process: defense response to other organism. The transcript is spliced from 2 exons. Gene Ontology annotation, molecular function: ADP binding. Bases 1 to 2106 code for a protein of 701 amino acids. Lineage: Eukaryota; Viridiplantae; Streptophyta; Magnoliopsida; Zingiberales; Zingiberaceae. The record is from RefSeq and is a predicted model, not a curated record.
AUGGCAUACACGGCGGUGAACUUGGUGCUGGGGAAGCUGGGCGAGCUUGCUGCCAGCGAGGUCUCAGGCCUCCUCAACGUGGACACAGAGGUCAAGUCGUUGACGGAAACACUGGCAUUGAUUCAAUCCUUUCUCAGGGAUGCCGAUCAGAAGCCCAGAUACGAGCAAAGCCACUCUUCGCAGGAGUGGAUGAGGCAGAUCCGGAACUUGGCGUUCGAGAUGGAGGACCUGGUAGACGACUACGCGACCCGGCUAGGCCGCGCUUCAGACGACGGCGGCCGUAAGAACCGUCUCCGACGCAUCGCCGCCUUCCCCUCCAGGAUCCGCACUCGCCAUCGGCUCGCGAGCCACCUGCAAGACAUCCAUGCCAGAUUUCAAGAUGUAUGCAAACAAGCGUCGCAACUUGGCAUCCAAGGCUCGUCCUCCUUGCCCACCUCCUCCUCCUCAUCUUCCUCUGCAGCCAACGCAACGCUUGCUCGAAGAUUUGAACUAGAAGAAGACAUAGUCGGUUUUGAUGAGGAUAUGAAAGACAUCAAAAGGCGACUGUUUGACAUUAGUUUAACAGCUCGCGUUGUCCUUUCGGUUGUUGGUCCUGGUGGUUUGGGCAAAACAACGCUGGCAAAUAAGAUCUACAAGAGUGCAGAUGUCAAAAACUAUUUCCACUGCAAGGCAUGGGUAUUCGUGUCACAGAAGUAUGAGGUUAAAGAACUCUUGUGCAGCAUUGUGAAGCAAGUGUUCGACUUCAAGGAUGGGCAAGAAAAAGGUAUGGAAGAACUAGAGAUGAAGGAAAAGUUGUCGGAGCAGUUGCGCGACAGAAGGUAUCUAGUCGUGAUGGAUGAUAUUUGGGAGGUGGCAGCUUGGAACGCCAUUAAAGCAGCUUUCCCAAAAGAAUCGGCAGGAUCCAGAGUGUUGCUGACCACACGCAAGAUGAAUGUUGCAAACGUUGCAGAUGUUCCUCCACACGAGCUGAAAUUUUGGAAUGCCGAAGAGAGCUGGAAUUUGUUCUGCAGGAAAGCUUUCCGCACAACAUCCUGCCCACCUGAGUUUGAGCGAUUCAAGAAAGAUAUCUUCAGAAAAUCUAAAGGACUGCCUCUUGCCAUUGUGGUACUCGGAGGACUUUUGAGAGGUACAAGUCAAGCUAGUGACUGGAGGAAAAAGCUGGAAUAUAUUUCUUAUGAAUUCAGAGAAGGAGAAGACCAAAUCCAAAGAAUAUUAGCUCUCAGUUACCAUGAUCUCCCGCAUCAUUUGAAGCCUUGCUUCCUCUAUUUUGCAGCCUUUCCCGAGGACUAUAUCAUUAGUUCUGACAGGAUAACACGUUUAUGGAUCGCUGAGGGUUUCAUACAAACGAAGGACAAAGUGGAUCAAACCAUGGAGGACCUCGCGGAGGCAUAUUUGAAUGAUUUGACCGACAGGUCCAUGUUACAAAUGGAAAGAAAGGAUCAGAAUUAUACACAGGAUGUUUGGAUUCAUGAUCUUCUUCUUGAUCUAGCACGUCAUGAAGCUCGUGAGCUAAACUUCUUCCGGUCCAUUGAUGACAUAGGUGACGAUCCAAGAGCUUUACGGCGUCUCAGUGUCAACGACCAUAUCUCAUUGAACUGUUCUACAACUAAACUACGGUCACUCGUAAUUUAUCCGAAUGAAGGUUUUCAGAGAACGCUGGCAGUUACCAUCCCUGGAGCGAAGUUCCUCAGGGUUUUGGAUUUGCAGGAACUACCCAUUGAACACUUUCCAAAGGAGAUUGGGGAUUUGAUCCUGUUAAGGUAUCUAAAUUUGAGGAAGUCAAAAUUGAAGGAGUUGCCUUCGUCUAUUGGAAAUCUCAUCCACUUGCAGACUUUCGAUAUACAAUUUACUAAGAUUCAACAUUUGCCGGAUGCAUUUUGGAAAAUCCGAACAUUGAGACAUGUAUUCCUCAAUAAAGAAAAUACAAGCAUGCCUAAAGCAACAUACUGCUCGGAAGACAUUCAGACACUUGCGAAUAUUUCAAGUGGUCCAUGGGUAUGUGAUGGUGUACUGGAGCAGCUGAGAAAUCUUCGAAGAUUGCUAUUGAAAAACAUGUCAAGCUCUGAUGUGGAUGCUUUAGCCAAUGCCGUCCGGAAUCUCUCCUGACUCGAGAUGUUGGUAUUGUUUGGAGAAUUGUUGCCGAAGAGCGUCCUAACUUCAUCUUGC